Messenger RNA from Sclerotinia sclerotiorum 1980 UF-70, 2148 nucleotides. RefSeq lists its product with no specific name. The record is from RefSeq and is a predicted model, not a curated record. The transcript has a single exon. The coding region runs from base 1 to 2148 and encodes 715 amino acids. NCBI's taxonomy places the organism in Eukaryota, Fungi, Ascomycota, Leotiomycetes, Helotiales, Sclerotiniaceae.
AUGGAUAUUAUAACAGUUGUAAACACGGAUUCUUCGCCGGCCAAAAGCGCUAGAAACCCUCUGCUACCAAGGGCAAUUUCACCCCAACAGGCGCAAUCAAAGAACAUUCGCCGCAAGGGAUCGUUCAUCAGGCCAAUCGACUCUUCAGAAGAAUCUCCACUGAGUUCUAACAAUUCAAUCUUCGAAGCAUUUUUGUUUUCAAAUAGCAAUAGUGAGGACAGUGUAUAUAAAUCCGAUACAUUAUCAUCCUCCAAACAACCAAUUUGCCAGAAUUCUCCACCUAACAACGAAAAUUUGAGACAGACAUCAAUUUCCAUUCGACCCGAAAUUAUACCAACCACUGAGUUUCUCUAUGGCCACGGCACAGUCCUAGACACAAUAACGGAACAAAAAAGUUAUGGCACCAUGCGCAGUAUCACUCGCACCAAAUCCGCAGACGAUAUAUCCACAAUUCGCAGUAUAGGUCGUGCCAAAUCCGCAGAUGAUCUUUCAAAUACUCCACUUCUUGGUCAUCGUGACAGCUUCAUACUAGCCAAGAAUCGCCCUCGACGUCAGCAGUCAUUUAGUCUCGACGAUAUCUGGUCCAUAAAGGAUUCUUAUCAUGACGCAUGUGCCAUGAUCGAUCAAGUUGCUCGACGCAGAUUAUCCAUUCACGAAGUCUAUGCCAAACCCAAAGAGCCUCUUAUUGCACCCCCAGUACGUCCCGACACGCCACCAGGAUGUCCUUCUUGGACUGAAGCACAAAGGCCUGGUCCGCGCCAGCACCUAAUACCCCAUCAUACUCGUCUACAACGUCUCCUUAGAAUGCCAUCCUCGGGCCUAACUCUCUCACCAACACCUUCGAGGUCUUUUUUCACAGGAAGAGUAGUAUCUGCACCUGGUCUCACACGCCUUCCUCCUCGCUUCAGAGUACCAAAAAGUGUUUACUCUGCGAUCGAAACUCACCCCUUCAGCACUGCUCCCGUCCAUAAAAUUGACUCUGAGCCACCAAUUGAAGCACCUCGACUCAUUCCAGCCCCAGCUUCAUCCGAGUAUCCGCGAACCUCUUCGAUCCCAUCAGCCGCUCCAAUAAUAGCUCCAGUAAGUAAGAGCAAAGGAAAAGCCAGAUCCAAACUCGUCCGCUUCACCGCCUCCGCCACAGCCCGCGAUUCUGAAAUGAUUAAUCUCCAACAUGCCAUGGAAGCAACUAGUUCGACGGCUCUCCACCCUUUGGUCGGUGAUCCAUGGAGUAAUCAUCCUGUACCAUUUCCGAAGUUAAGUUGUCCGCAUCGGAAAGGAAAGCAACAAGCUAUCAAUGAUUUAAACCGCAGAUUCAACUCGCCAAUUAAUGCAUACGACGACCCAUCAAGCAGUCUAUAUCUACCCCUCGCAUCCGUCACGUCUCUUCCACGUGCUACUCUCACACCCAAUAUCCGUGUUGUAAGAUCUAUGGACGAUCCAGACAUCUCUCUUCAUUCUUCUUCGCAUUCUCACUCUCAUAACUCAGCUUCACUCGAUAUCAAUAGCAAUAAUGGAAAUAGCGAUCGAGAUAGAGUACGAAGAAUAUCCAUCUCCCCCUCCCUCAUCAGAGACAUAAAUGCAGAAGACACAAGCAGGGAUGAAAUCGACCUCGGAAUCAUCGAUCUCGAACGUGAAAAUCGUUCAAGUAUUCGUACUAAAGAUACAGGCACACCAUUGACAUCUCGUCCUGCAUCCGCUGCUACCAGUACAAAUACUUCAAAUGGAUAUUUCAUGUCGGGCGCGUUGCAUAUUGCUGAAUCGCAGGAUAGUGAUGUGGGACAGCAGGCGGUUCAUGUGCCGAUUAUGACGGGGGCGAGAAUGAUGGAUGUGUUGAGUCCUUCUUUUAGAAUGGAUGGGAAUGGAAAUGGGAAUGGGGUUGCGUAUCAUGAUGGAGAUUAUACCCGUGGUGGUAGUAGGGUGAGAAUAGAAGAGAAGAAAGAAUUUGAUGAGGGUGUUUGCUGGAAAUGUAAACUCAUAAGUGCGAAGAGGAAGGUGGAAGAUUGGUUGGAUAGGGGUGGUGAGUGGAUUUGUUUUGUUUGUUGUGGGGGGACUGAGGAGUGGUGGGAGGGGCAGAGAGGAGAUGUUAGUGGGAGGGAAGUGGAGAGGAGGAGAAAUGUUAUGGCUGGAGUGCCUGGGGUUGGUAUUUAA